Messenger RNA from Paramuricea clavata, 758 nucleotides. Lineage: Eukaryota; Metazoa; Cnidaria; Anthozoa; Malacalcyonacea; Plexauridae. The record is from the annotation of a GenBank genome assembly.
AUGAGCAAAAAGAAGAAGAAUAAACAAGAACUGGUAGAACUCGAGACACAAUAUGAACAAUUGUCAAAGGCACAAGAGGAAUUAAAACAGAAGAUGCAACUAUUAGAACUUGCCCAGAAAAAGUCUAACUUGUCGAAUAAACCAACCGAAAAGCCCGAAGCCAAAGCAAGUACCAGUGGUGAAACUGAACUGUCUGGUCUUAAUGCAAGUAUUUUUCGAAGGGAGUUUAAGAUACAAGGUCAGAUUGGUGAACCCGGACAGAAAGACAAAUUGACCUAUCAGUCGUUAAUCUCGCAGAUCGAAACCGGGUUAAAGAAAGGCUAUACAGAGCCCGAAGUAGUUACUGCAGUUAUUCGCUCCAUUCAAGCUGGAUUACAACUACGCAGCUACUUGGAGGGACUGAGUGGAUUAACACUGCCAAAACUGCGUAAAAUGCUCCGUUUCCAUUUUCAGGAGAAGAGUGCCACUGAGUUAUACCAGCUCUUAGCGAAUAUUAGCCAAUCACCAAAGGAAGACCCGCAGUCGUUCCUUAUUCGCGCUUUGACCACUCGACAAAAGAUUGUCUUUGCAUCACAGGAAUCGGACAGUAAAAUUAAGUAUGAUGAAGAAUUGGUUCAAGGACUAUUCCUUCAUGCUGUCGAAACUGGCCUAGCGGAUGAGACUAUUCGUGCAAAGAUCAGACCCCUGUUAAAGAAUCCUUCUGUGGCUGACGAAGAUUUAAUCGAAGCGAUGAGCCUAGCUAUGUCAGCAGAAUCGGA